UUUCCAUCCAAACAAACAUAUUCCAGUCCGAUUUAUACAGUCAUGGCAGCGUCUUCAACCUUCAAAUCCGUAUUCCAAAACCUGAAACGUUUCUUCAAGAAACCCUGGGAGAUAACAGGGCCGUGUUCCGAUCCGGAAUUCAGACCGUCGUUGCCCCGUGCCCUAGAGUACCGACCGUUCUGCCCGGCGACGCCGAAUCAGAAGGCCUGUAUCCCCAGCUCCAACCCCGAGACGGUUUACGACAUCAAGUACUUCACCCGGGACCAGCGCCGGAACCGCCCCCCGAUUCGCCGGACUAUCCUCAAAAAGCCUGAUGUCGAGAAGAUGAUGAAGGAGAAGACCUUUGAUGUUUCCGACUUUCCGAGGGUUUACUUGACUGCUAAGGUCGAAGAGGAUUACAAUGCCCGUGGCGGAGGCUACCAGAAAUAGGCUUGGGGGUUUUGUGGCAAAACAUCUGUGCUCCUGUUCCUUCUUAUCUUUCUCUAGUUCUGUUACUGAAGAGGUGCUGAUCAUGUUGAAAAUUUGAUUUGCUCAACUCUCAUGCAAUUAACAAGGGGAUGGAGUGAUUGACAUCAAUAAAUGUAGUUGCCUGCACUCAUAUGAUUUGUUCUGUUUUUUCUCCUUGUUUGUGAAUGUUUUAGUUCCAUGGUGGUUGGGUUAUAUAAGAUUUGUAAAAUCCACCAAACCUUUGAUAAUUCUACCCUCAAUCAUGUAUGGGCACUUCUCAGUUCAUGUUUGCUACUUUCUGGCUGCAACGCAAUAAUCAGUAAUGUUUUAGCUGGGGAUUGGGAAAGAAA
Messenger RNA from Vitis riparia (riverbank grape), 797 nucleotides. RefSeq lists its product as uncharacterized. Lineage: Eukaryota; Viridiplantae; Streptophyta; Magnoliopsida; Vitales; Vitaceae. The record is from RefSeq and is a predicted model, not a curated record. Bases 43 to 429 code for a protein of 128 amino acids. The transcript has 2 exons.